GGAGCACAUAACAGACUUGAUGCCAUUUUUAACACAGCAGAAAUAGACUCACUUCAGAAGACAUGGCGGACGGGACCAGGAUAUGCCUCUUCACCAUGCUGGUGGUGCUGCAAGUGGUUACAUUAUCUGCACAAAACCCAUGCGAGAGUCCGGUGUUUACAAAUGGGAUGGUGUUUGAAGCUAUCCCGGAGAACAGUCCAGAAAACACAACCAUUGUGGCGAACAUGUCGUUCGCGGGAACAGCAGUAGGCCCUGGCCAGACCAUCGAGCUGACUCUCCAGGACUCCAGCGACAAGGACUGGGGUCUGCUGGUAGAGGAGCUUCAGCAGCUCAGGCUACGACUUGCGGGGAAGGUCUUGGAUAGAGAUGUAAGUGUUGACUUUAUCAAUCCUUGGUGA
Messenger RNA from Branchiostoma floridae (Florida lancelet), 398 nucleotides. Its product is annotated as protocadherin-15-like. Gene Ontology annotation, cellular component: stereocilium. The coding region runs from base 63 to 398 and encodes 111 amino acids. The record is from RefSeq and is a predicted model, not a curated record. Gene Ontology annotation, biological process: cell adhesion; sensory perception of sound; inner ear development. NCBI's taxonomy places the organism in Eukaryota, Metazoa, Chordata, Leptocardii, Amphioxiformes, Branchiostomatidae. The transcript is spliced from 3 exons.